Molecule: messenger RNA, 2759 nt
Organism: Neopelma chrysocephalum (saffron-crested tyrant-manakin)
Lineage: Eukaryota; Metazoa; Chordata; Aves; Passeriformes; Pipridae
Gene: TGFBI
Product: transforming growth factor beta induced
Exons: 17
Coding region: 27-2063 (678 amino acids)
Biological process (GO): extracellular matrix organization; cell adhesion
Cellular component (GO): extracellular matrix
Molecular function (GO): cell adhesion molecule binding
Source: RefSeq, a predicted model, not a curated record
CCCCGUCCCGUCCCGCCGGCCCGGCCAUGGCGCGGGUGCCGCUGCUGCUCCUGGCGCUGGGCCUCGCCGCCGCCGCCAAGUCCCCGUACCAGCAGGUCCUGCAGCACAGCCGGCUCCGCGGCCGCCAGCACGGCCCCAAUGUGUGCGCGGUGCAGAAGCUGAUUGGCACCAACAGGAAAUACUUCACCAACUGCAAGCAGUGGUACCAGAGGAAGAUCUGCGGGAAGUCAACAGUCAUCAGUUACGAGUGCUGUCCUGGAUAUGAAAAAGUUCCUGGAGAAAAAGGCUGCCCAGCUGCGCUGCCUCUUUCCAACAUCUACGAGACCCUGGGGGUGGUUGGUUCUGCCACCACACAGCUCUACUCUGACCGCUCCAACCUGAGGCCAGAAAUCGAAGGGCCGGGAAGUUUUACCAUUUUUGCUCCCAGUAAUGAGGCCUGGGCAUCACUGUCUGCUGAAACUCUGGAUUCCUUGGUCAGCAACGUCAACAUCGAGCUGCUCAACGCCCUGCGCUACCACAUGGUGGACAAACGGGUCCUCACGGACGACCUGAAACACGGCACAACACUCAACUCCAUGUACCAGAACCUGCCCAUCCAGAUUCACCACUAUCCCAACGGGAUUGUGACUGUGAACUGUGCCAGGCUGCUCAAAGCUGACCAUCAUGCCACCAACGGGGUGGUUCAUGUCAUCGACAAGGUCAUUGCCACCACCACAAACACCAUCCAGCAGAUCAUUGAGACUGAGGACAGCCUGGAAACUCUUCGGGCUGCUGUGGCUGCAUCCGACCUCAACAGCCUGCUGGAAAGCGAAGGCCAGUACACACUCUUGGCUCCAACCAAUGAAGCCUUUGAGAAGAUCCCACGAGAAACCCUGAACAGGAUCCUGGGGGACCCAGAAGCCCUGAGGGACCUGCUGAACCAUCACAUCCUGAAGUCAGCCAUGUGUGCUGAGGCCAUCAUCGCUGGCCUGACCAUGGAGACUCUGGAAGGGACCACCUUGGACGUGGGCUGCAGUGGGGAAGAGCUGACCCUCAACGGGAAGCCCAUCAUUGCCAACAAGGAUGUCCUGGCCACCAACGGCGUCGUGCAUUUCGUCAACGAGCUGCUGAUCCCAGACUCGGCCAAGACUCUGUUUGAGUUGGCACAAGAAUCUGAAGUUUCCAAGUCAACAGAGUUUUUCAGACAAGCUGGUCUCAGUUCUCAUCUAACUGGCAGUGAGCGAGUGACCCUCCUUGCCCCAGUGAACGAUGUGUUCAAAGAUGGACUCCCAGUUAUUGACAGCAACAUGAGAAACCUGCUUCUAAACCACAUUGUUAAAGACCAGCUCUCCUCUAAGUAUCUGUAUCAUGGACAGAAGCUGCAGACUCUGGGGGACAAGGAGCUGAGAGUGUUUGUGUACCGCAAUAACCUUUGCAUUGAAAAUGCCUGCAUUGCUGCCCAUGACAAGAGGGGAAGGUUUGGGACCCUGUUUAGUGUGGACAAAAUGCUGACUCCACCAACCGGCUCAGUGAUGGAUGUUCUCAAGGCAGACCAUCGCUUCAGCACCUUGGUGGCUGCAAUCCAGUCUGCAGGGCUGACAGAGAACCUCAACAGGCCGGGGACCUUCACGGUGUUCGCUCCGACCAACGAAGCUUUCCGAGCCCUGCCCCAGGGGGAGCUCAACAAACUCAUGGGUAAUGCCAAGGAACUUGCCAACAUCCUCAAGUUCCACGUGGCCGACGAGAUCCUGGUGAGCGGCGCCGUCAAUGCCCUCGUGAGGCUCAAAUCCAUGCAGGGAGACAAACUGGAAGUCAGCAUGAAAAACAACGUGAUACACAUCAACAAGGAGCCCGUGGCAGAGAGCGAUAUCAUGGCCACGAACGGGGUGAUUUAUGCCCUGAACUCUGUCUUACAGCCACAGGCUUCAAGGCCCCAGGAGAGAGGGGACGAGCCUGCAGACCCUGCACUGGAAAUCUUCAAACAGGCGUCUGCGUUAUCCAAGGUUUCUCAGAGGAAUCCUCGACUAGCUCCUGUCUACUCCCGGCUACUGGCGAGGAUGAAGGAGAACUCGAGUGGGGUCUGAGCCACGUCCUGAGCAACCACACAUCAGGGCCUGCAUCCCCCCAGCUGUGGCUGACACCUAAAGAGAAGGACAGAAUCGUUUUCAAAAACCAAAUAUCACCCUUAAGUUUAUUUUUUGUCUCCAGCGAAAUGGAUAGGAAAAAUGGAAAGCCAUAUAUAUAUGUAUAUAUAUUUUUAAGACCGUUUUUUUAUUUGGUUUUGACUUCAAAGUUCCCAGACUGAGAAAAUGUUUUUGGGGUUUUUAAUUUCUGGGGGUUUGUUGGGGUUUUUUGUUCUUUUUUUUUUUUUUUUUAAUAAAAACUAUUCACUACUUUGCAAUUUUAAACAUACCCAGUUUUGGGCUUGUUAAGUACAUCCAAGGGCAGGUGCCCAUUUUUUUUUUUUUAAAUAAGCAUGUGCUUCCUUGUUCCCUUGGGUUUCCAAAGUCUUCCAUGAAAUUCUGAACUGAAGGCUUUUAACAAAAGCCUCUCUAUGGACAAUGAGAAAAUUGAAUACCUAUAAACUAUGGUUUGAAACAUUCUCUUUUUUUAAACCUUUUUUUUAAGCCUCUGGGUAAUAACUGUGCUGCCUUUUGUUCACCAGAUUGAAAUGAGAGUUCUCCCUGGCUGAAGCCUUCCAGUAAAUGGUUCGUUUUUGAUAAUGGUUGUUUUUUAAUAAAAAUUAAAAAUAAAAUCAAAAAUAUAAAUAUGAGAAGCGA